GCCUGAACAAGACCCCCCACAACAACGCCACGAUGGCAAAAUCCUGCACAAUCCAAGUCAGCAAAGAGUCCCGUGAAAAGAUGGCUGUUUUCAGAGAAUCCCUUUUGCAAGAGGGCGAAGAAUUUCUCUGCACGUUUUUGCCCAGGAAGAUACUACAGUUGGAUCAGUUCCUGAAGGAAGGUGCGCUGAAUGUUAAAGAUCUGACCACCCUCCAUGCCCCACUGGAUAUCCCCAUCCCAGACCCCCCUCCCAAAGAUGAUGAGAUGGAGACAGAGAAGGAGAAGGACAAGGAAGCUCCAAAAUGCGGCUACCUGAAAGCCAACGAAGCAAUCAUUUCGCUCUUGGAUCGCGUCAAACCCGAAGUCCGGGAGUUCAAAGAGAAAUGCAUACUGGUGACAACCUGGAUUCAAUACAUGAUUCCCAAAAUCGAGGACGGCAACGAUUUUGGCGUAGCUGUUCAGGAGAAGGUUCUCGAACGGAUCACAGCCCUGAAGACCAAGGCAGAGGCUUUCCAGACCACUAUUGCUAAGUAUUUUUUAGAGCGUGGAGAUGCCGUGGCAAAGGCUUCCAAGGAUACCCAUGUGAUGGAUUACCGGUGUCUCGUUCAUGAGCGGGAUGAGGCCGUGUACAGGGAAAUCCAGACGAUGCUGCUCGAUAUCCGUGGGUUCUAUGCUGAGCUCUACCACAUCUUGAGCAAAAACCUGGAGAAAUUGACCAACCCCAAAGGUGAAGAAAAGCCAUCCAUGUACUGAUUCUGGAAUCUCUGACAACCACCUCUGCCAACUUCUCCUAUCUUCCUUUGUGUGUUUCGCUGUCAUGGGGAGAGCAGAGCAAUUUAGGAGUAAAAAGAAAGGGAUUUGGGUGUGGGGGAGAGUCUAAAAGUAGCUUCACAAACGUCUGUGGCUGAGUAUGAAUAAUGCCUUCAUGUGUUGCCUUUUCUUUCUUACAAAAGUUCUGUGAAAUGGAACAUAAUAAGAGCUGGAGAAAUCCAAGUUUUCA
Messenger RNA from Lacerta agilis (Sand lizard), 999 nucleotides. RefSeq names its product proteasome activator subunit 2 (gene PSME2). Bases 33 to 752 code for a protein of 239 amino acids. The transcript has 11 exons. Gene Ontology annotation, molecular function: endopeptidase activator activity. Gene Ontology annotation, biological process: positive regulation of endopeptidase activity; regulation of G1/S transition of mitotic cell cycle; regulation of proteasomal protein catabolic process. Lineage: Eukaryota; Metazoa; Chordata; Lepidosauria; Squamata; Lacertidae. Gene Ontology annotation, cellular component: nucleoplasm; proteasome activator complex; cytoplasm. The record is from RefSeq and is a predicted model, not a curated record.